AUGGCACCGGAUGUUUCAUGCUAUUGUGGCGUUGGUGCACGUAAGCUGGUGACCAAGAAAGAAGGGCGAAACAAAGGACGUUGGUUCUGGACGUGUCCAACAAGACAAUGUCGAUUCUUCAAAUGGGACAACAGCACACCAAGAGAAACCGAUGCAACCCCAUUGCAACAGCAAAACCAGAGCACUCUUCAACCGAGCAAUAGCAGUAACAACAACAACGGCAGUGCAUUGAUGAUAUCUCAACCACGCCCUGCAGCCAGCAGCAACACUGCUCGAAGCAAUACCAAUCAUGCUCACGAGCCUAUUCAGAUUUAUUUCAUGAUUCAUUCAUCCAACAAGAUUGGUAUUCGAGUCCAAUGCGAUCCUCAAGUAAUAGCAGCUUUACGCAGUAUACCAGCACAAUGGGAUCCAGUGGCACGUCUAUGGCUUGUCUCAGCUACCAAAGAAAUGUAUGACAAGGCCAUCCAUGCCAUCACAUCAUCCACUGCUCGCUUGGGUUGUCACAUUCAUCCUUUACCCAAACAAGUCAUCCAUAUCCUUGAACAAGAAGAAGGCAAUGGCUCCUCUACUGUUGCUGAUAAGGAUGAACGAUUGACAACUAUUCAACAAUCGCAUGUAUGGCCAAUCCUCAAAGAGUUUCAGAAGCAAGGUGUACGUGAAGGUCUACGCAGAGGAGGAAGAAUGCUUCUUGGUGAUGAGAUGGGUCUUGGCAAAACCCUUCAGGCUCUGGUGAUAUCACAAGCGUAUAAAGAAGCAUGGCCGGUGUUGGUGAUAUGCCCAUCAUCUCUUCGUUUUACUUGGAAAGGCGAGAUCAGACGUUGGUUGAAGAUUCCCGAGGAUGAAAUCUAUGUCGUGCUCAAAGGUGGUGAUUUGGAAUUGACCGUCGCUGCAGCUGCAAAGCAUGGUGCCACUGCCACCAAAACGGUUCAAAUGGAUGGCUUUAUGAUGCAGGUGGAUGGCAGUAAUGAUGAUGGACCAAGGAAUUCAAAGCGACGAAAAACACAAUCAACCAGCACCACCACGCCAAAAGAUAUCCAAUUUUACGUGAUCAGCUAUGACUUGGCCACCAAAGAUAUCGAGACCAUCAAAAAGUGCAAGUUCAAGUUUAUCAUUUGUGAUGAGAGUCAUUACAUCAAGUCUCCGCAGACCAAGCGCACAAAGGCCUUGAAACCAAUUCUUCAGAAAUCGGAUCAUGUACUUCUCCUAUCAGGCACGCCUGCUUUCUCACGACCGAUUGAGCUAUUCACUCAAAUCAACGCCCUAUGUCCCAAGCUAUUCCAAUCACGUGUUGCAUUUGGUGAUCGUUAUUGCCAGCCCCAGGUCACACCCUACGGCGUUCAAUACAAAGGAGCGCAAAACCUCUCAGAACUCAAUUUCAUCCUUGAAAAGACUAUUCUGGUGCGACGUCUAAAGGACGAAGUUGGCCUUGAACUACCAGCCAAGAUGCGCCAAACAGUGAUUGUACAGCCAUCUCAAAAGGACGCCAAGGCAGUGAAACAGCUAGGCGAGGGCUUGGAUCGAUUGCAAGGAUCAAAGGAUGGUAACCACGAGAAGCAAGCCAAGCUGCUGGAGAUGUAUACUGCCACAGGCCUUAUCAAGAUACCCAUUGUAUGCGAAUACCUGAAUCAUAUGCUGGAAAGCACCGAGGAGCGCAUAUUGAUCUUUGCAUACCACAAGACAAUGAUGGAUAGCAUCGCAGCAACGCUCGAGAAAAACAAUGUCGAGUACAUUCGCAUCGAUGGAAAAACGGAUCCCAGAGUACGACAAGAAUUAUGCGAGAAGUUUCAAUCGCCUACCAGCAAGGUGCAAGUAGCUCUCUUGAGUAUAGUGAUCGGCGUUGGUUUGACCUUGAGUAUGGCAGAUAUUGUCAUCUUUGCUGAACUUUUCUGGACACCUUCUCAAUUGCUCCAGUCUGAAGAUCGUGCUCAUCGUAUGGGAAGAAUUGGACCUGUCACUGUAAAGUACAUCCUUGCUUUGAACACAUUAGACAUCACGUUGUGGAAGAUGAUCAAGAAAAAGCUGACCAUCAUUGGAGAAGCUAUCGAUGGGAAUGCAACAAAGGUCACUAUUGAUGAGAAGCUCACCACAGAAUACGAAUCGAUUGAAGAUGACGGCUUUGAGGAAGAGGACCUAGAUGAAGAAGGCUUAAUUGAUAUCACUGAGAGCACUUGUCAAAGCAUUGCUUCCCAAUUAACAUUCUCCUAA
Messenger RNA from Lichtheimia ornata, 2205 nucleotides. RefSeq lists its product as uncharacterized. The transcript has 10 exons. Gene Ontology annotation, biological process: DNA repair; replication fork processing. NCBI's taxonomy places the organism in Eukaryota, Fungi, Mucoromycota, Mucoromycetes, Mucorales, Lichtheimiaceae. Gene Ontology annotation, cellular component: nuclear replication fork. Gene Ontology annotation, molecular function: ATP-dependent chromatin remodeler activity; zinc ion binding; ATP binding. The record is from RefSeq and is a predicted model, not a curated record. The coding region runs from base 1 to 2205 and encodes 734 amino acids.